Lactuca sativa (garden lettuce) is the source of this 660-nucleotide messenger RNA. RefSeq lists its product as uncharacterized. Lineage: Eukaryota; Viridiplantae; Streptophyta; Magnoliopsida; Asterales; Asteraceae. The record is from RefSeq and is a predicted model, not a curated record.
AUGAGAUUUCAGAAUCCAAAACAGAUUAAGAGCAUGUUAUGUAAUUGUGCUGUUAAGAAUGGCUAUCAACUAUGGUUCGAAAAGAAUUACAGUAAGAGGCUUCUAGUAUUGUGUUGUAAAGGUGAUUGUACUUUCAGGCUAUAUGCAAGUUGGAUGAGUAUAGAACACAAUUUUCAAAUCAAAUCUCUAAAAAGUGAGCAUCAAUGUGCUAGGAACUACAAACCAGGUUUUGUCAAUUACCGAUGGAUUGAUAGCCACUACACCAAGGAGAUUUUGCAUAAACAGAAACUGACAAUUAGGCAACUAAGAUUGGAGGUCAUCAAGAAAUUUGGUAUUGAAGUCAGUAUUAGCCAAUGUAGAAGGGCCAAACAAUAUGCUAUGAAUAUUAUUGAAGGUACCCUUAUUGAACAUUAUGCUAAGCUCUGGUCUUAUGGAGAGGAAAUUAGAAGAUCCAACCCUGGUUUAACAGUCAACAUGGAUGUACUUACAAUCCCAGAUGGAAGGUGGUUAGAAGGGCGUAAGAAGAUGAUUGGAAUUGAUGGUUGCUUCCUGAAAGGGUAUGCUACUGGUGAGUUGCUUUGUGCUAUGGGGAAAGAUGCUAGGGACCAAAUAUACCCAAUUGCCUGGGCAGUAGUAUGUGUUGAAAACAAGGAAAACUAG